Messenger RNA from Anopheles bellator, 1943 nucleotides. Its product is annotated as carboxypeptidase N subunit 2-like. The transcript has 2 exons. NCBI's taxonomy places the organism in Eukaryota, Metazoa, Arthropoda, Insecta, Diptera, Culicidae. The record is from RefSeq and is a predicted model, not a curated record. Gene Ontology annotation, molecular function: protein binding. The coding region runs from base 143 to 1774 and encodes 543 amino acids. Gene Ontology annotation, cellular component: extracellular matrix.
UCAAAAACCGGACUUUCCGGGAACUCGGUGCUCCCCACCGAUAACCUUCGCCAACCGUUAUCAACGCGAAGCGUGCCCAGUCCAACUGCCGGGCGGCCAGUUUCGGUCGGUCAGUUCGAUUGGCGAGCGCCCCUGCGCGAAGAUGCUACUGCUGCGCGGAUUGCUGCUGUUUGGCAUUGUAGCCACCCUGCGAGGCCAACAAACGCCCAACGCUGGCAAGGCGGUGCGACUCGAGUGCUCCCCGGCGGCCGGAUCAUCACCAGCGGCAGGAUGCAUCCUGAAGGAUGUUAACCUACGGCAAGGGGACUCGCUGGUCCCUUCUGGCCGACCGGCGAACGAUCGGAAACUCGUGUUCCAACAGUCCACCAUCGUGUCCUUCCCGGCGGGCCUUUUCGAGCAGUUCCCCAGCAUCGAGCAGUUGGUGGUGGCCAAUGUGUCGUUGAAGACGCUACCAACCGGUUCCUUCGAGCGUCCUACGAAGCUAACGGCACUGGAUUUGUCCAGCAACCACCUGGAAGCGCUUCCGGCGGGCAUUUUCCACAAGCUGGCCGCACUCCAGGAGUUACAUCUGCAGAACAACUCGCUGACGAACUUUGACGGAGCAGCGAUUGCUGCUGGUGCGCCCUUGCGGUUGCUGAAUGUAUCGGGCAACGGUCUCGGUGGGAUCGCAGCCUGGGAAGCGCUGGCCAGUCUGAGGACCCUCGAGGUACUCGACGUCAGUGACAACCGGUUGGAGUCGGUGUUCGUGACCAAAUCGGUGCGAGUGCUGCGAGCGAACCGGAACCGUGUUUCGACCGUCAGCACCGAUGCCAGUAACUUCAUCUUCGUCCUCGAACGACUAGAGCUGGCCGGGAACGAGUUACGCGACGUGUCCGGCUUGGCACGGUUCGCCAAGCUGACUCACCUUGAUCUCUCCCGCAACCACCUGGAGACGGUCGACUUGGGGCUGUUCCGGUCGAUGCGUUCCCUCGCGGAGCUGAACCUGGCCGCCAACAGGCUGUUCACGGUAACGACAUCGCUCGGGGGUCCUUCGGCUGACCAUCCUGCCCUGAAGGUGGUGGACUUGUCGGGUAACUUCCUCACCACGCUACCGUCUGCCAACGCGUCAGGCGUGGCGUCCACCCAGAAGCUCCACCUGGAGGGUAACGGUCUGGUGAACUGGGAGCUCCACGAGAACGCCCUGAAUUGGCCGCGACUCACAUCCGUCACGUUGGCCCACAAUGACUGGCAGUGUGAGUUUGCGGAGAAGAUCCAGGCCACGCUGGCGAAGAAACCGACGAUCGCCGUGGCUGGGGACGCCACGACGGGCGCGUGUCCCCGGGUUGACCAGGUCCGUCGUGGGAAGCUCUGCUGUCGGGAGCUGAAGGCUCCCUACAUGGAGCGGCUGGUCCGCGUUCGGCAGGAACUAGAGAGGGAGCGAGCUGCUGCUACCACCUCCAGGCAGGAACCACUCUUGCCGUCCCCAGCGGCGGCCGGUGGUGACGUCACCAAGAUGACCGAUAUGCUGCGCAAAGCGCUGCAGGUCGUCAGCCAGCUGCGAGCGACCACGGCUGAACUGGAGACGACCAACCGGCGGCUGUCCCGGGAGCUCGAGGAGGAACAGGCGAAAACCAAGGCCCUCCAGGAUGCGGCCAGCCGGGGAACGGCGGUCUCGGCCGACCCACAGGCGGCCCUGCGCCGGUCCCAGGUUGAGGUGGCUAGCCUCAGAGCGCAGCUAGCCAGGUGCGGGCCCGUCACGCAGUCGCGUACCGGCCAGACGUUGAUCAUUCAAUAGUCAACACAACCGCAGGACCCAACCCUCUGAGACGUCCCGAAGUCAGACGACUCCAUUAGCCAGGAGGGCGAGGAGCGCCUGUGAGAAAAAUAAAGGCAGGCCAAUGGCGCGGAUCUGGUAUUUUGCACUUCGCAACGCUACUCUCCGUUACACUCUUUUCACCGCCAUC